AUGACAAGUCGUAAUUUAACUUCGAAUUUUCUGGAAUUUCGAAAUCGUGCUGUGCGUGAUAGAAAUUUUCAUCUCGACGAUAAAUCGAAUGAUGAUCGAACGGCAUUGAUUCAAAAUGAGGAUGAUGAAGUUGUGCAAUUCGAAACGGGCAGCGCACCAUCAUGGAUGGACUCGCAACGUCGAAUACAAUUACAAUUCGAUCAAGUUCGAAGUCGGAUGAAAAAACUUCAACAGUUGCAUGACAAACAUUUGACCAGACCUGAUUUUGAUGAAAACUCAAGUGAAGAAAAGGAAAUAGAAUCCAUUACCAAAGAUAUUACUGCAAUGUUAAAUGGAUGUCAUACAUCUGUCCAGCAACUAUCAGUAUACGCAAACAAAUCUCAUGCGAAUACGUACGAUAAACGUUUAUCUUCGAAUGUUGUACAAGCCACAGCAAGUGCUCUACAAGAUUUAACGAUCAAAUUUCGUAAAUGUCAGUCCACUUACCUUCAUAAGUUGAAAUCACGAAAAGAAAAUUUCAAUCGUAUUAUGCCCGAUCUUGAAAUCGAUAUGAAUUCCAAUCCGUUCGGUGAUCAGAAUGAUCUGGAUAAAAACUUUGAUCAGAUAUCGUUGACUUCCGAAGAUCAACUACAAUUAACUUCUCAAAACGUUGAACUCCUAGAGAAACGUGAUAAAGAAAUACGUGAAGUACUGAGAUCUAUUGAAGAUGUCAAUGAAAUCUUUCGUGAUGUUGCAGCACUCAUUUCCAAUCAAGGGACAAUUCUCGAUCAAAUUGAAUACAAUAUCGAAAACACUGUUGUGCAACUCGAGCAAGGAAAUAAACAUUUAGCUAAAGCAGUUGAACAUAAACGACGCGGUCUGAAAUAUCGAUUUCAAAAUGCUCAAGUUUUACUUUAUUUUGCUGAUCGGAUUCGCUAUUCCGACAUGAAACAAAAUCAAUCGAUUGACUAUCCAGUUGGAUUUAUGAGUCAAUCUAAUUACGAUGUUGUCAAACGAUACUUCCCUCAAAAUAUCAAAAGAAUCUUUUUCCAGAAUAAAACCGAAUUAUUAGAUGCAAUCGACAAAGAUGUAGUAAUCGCUGGCAUAACAACAGGUCGCUUAGCUGAAGACCUUGAGCCUCGUUAUCAUGUUUUCUCUUCGUUGAUUGUUUCUCCGCAAGCGAUGCUUCUUGCACCGAGUUAUCACGAACGAACAGCAGUCUAUGGUCUUAAAAAUCAAUCAAGCAGUGAUCUGUUCGUCGCACUCAAUGCUGCUAUUACUGAUGUUCAAAGAAUAGGUUCCGAUGAAACAUUACUCAAUCAAAACAAUCUAACCAAUCUAAUUCGUGCUUAUACAUGUCGACAAGAUUCUCAGUUACCAGUACCGAACCGUAAUGAAACAACGGGUUUUCUUCGAGAGAUUCUGUUGGAGAAAAAAACAUUGUUAAUCGGAGGAAUUGGACCGGUUGAUUGGGGCACCCACGAUGGAAAUUAUCAUCUAGAUCAGCCAGUAGGCUUUUAUCCGAAACUACUGGAGUCAAUUGUUCAACAGAUGGGUAAAUUACAAGGAUCUGAUGGAGUUCCCUAUAGUGAUAAUAUUGCUUUUAAGCGAAAAUAUUAUGCAAAUACUUCUGCACUUUUGAAAGAUUUACUCGACAGCAAAAUUCAUGCUACUGAUGUUUAUUUGCUUGUUGAUGGUUCAUACAAUGGUACAGGAGAGUCAUGUUCUAAUGAUACUCAAUGUCUAUCAGGAGAGUCGUGCAAAGAUGGUAUUUGUACAUAUCCAAAGGAACCACGAUAUCUUCAUUUUCUGACGACAUGUACAACGGCAAGUCGUGAUUCGAAGUUCAUAACAAAAAAGACGAGUGGAACAAUUAAAACUCAAACUGAUACACCCCGGGAAACACCAAAAACACGUUGGAUUGGAUUUGUUCUAGUAUUCGCUGCUCUUUUUGGCUCAAUAUUUAUUAUUUUACUCAUACUCGUUCGUCGAAAAGUACCCUAUCGUGUUCAACAUACGCUACGGGGUGGCUUCGGCAAGUUUGCUCGUCUUCAAGAAGAAACUGAACCACCGAUGGAUGGUCUUGAUGCCUUCGAAGACCAAAUCGUACAAUCACCCAGAGACAAUACUAAUUCAACAACGUAA
Molecule: messenger RNA, 2124 nt
Organism: Adineta ricciae
Lineage: Eukaryota; Metazoa; Rotifera; Eurotatoria; Adinetida; Adinetidae
Source: the annotation of a GenBank genome assembly